Molecule: messenger RNA, 990 nt
Organism: Prunus mume (Japanese apricot)
Lineage: Eukaryota; Viridiplantae; Streptophyta; Magnoliopsida; Rosales; Rosaceae
Source: RefSeq, a predicted model, not a curated record
AUGGACCACUUGCCAGUUGGUCCAAGGGUGUCCGAUGCGCCGACGUCAUCAGCGUCUUCAGUGGCGCAACCUGUUAGCGCCAGGCGUCGUCAUCGCCCACCCAGCACCUCUGACACCAUAUCGACAGACGCUUCUGCUGGGUCGGGGUCACAACCCGCGAAGAAGAACACUCGGGGACCAUGUCGGCAGUUGAAGACGGCGAAGGUCACCCGGGUGACCAACAGUCGUAUCAACAUCGAAUACGACGAUCGGCAUCGGGCAGCCUCGACGGCGGAAUUGCAUAGCUCUUUGGCCCACGACAUUGGUCAUGUCGUUCGGACCCAUUGCCCUAUGCAAUGGAAGUCUUGGAAGGUCAUACCUGACGAGGUCAAGAUGGAGGUGCGCGAACAUUUGUCGACGAACUACAAGAUAGAGGACCUCGAUGAUGAGUCAUUGGCGUACGUUAAUAGACUUUUUGGUGAGAGGUACAAGCAGUGGAAGAGCGACUUGCACCACCAUUUUCAAGCAUUUGAUGAUCCACAAGUCGCUCUUGAAGAGGGUUGCCCGAAGGAGCUUGAGGGUCGGGAGGAUAGUUGGGCGUGGCUCUGCGCUCAUUUUCUGGCACCCGAAUAUGUGAUCGACGUCUUUGGCGACGUUUAUGUUCGACCUGGGAAUGAGUUGGCCGACUCCAUUCAUACUCUCGGGAGGAGGCCCGGGACAUAUUGUCGAGGGGUGGGGAAUGCCCGACGGCGGGAACCUAUACCCCGUUCAUCGUCGCAGUCAAACGAGGGGACUGCUUUGACAGGGACGAUCGCCGAGCUUAAGGGUCAGAUGUCUAUGAUUCUAGAGUCCCUUGCUCGGUCAGGCAUUCCAAUCCCGCAGUUUGGUUCCUCCUCGACCUCCCAGCCCCCCCAACCUGGCUACCAGACAUCUACCCUUGCCGACAAUGCCCAGACGUCCGAGCUGCAUCUCGCAGACGACCACGUUGAUUUUGGAACUUUAUUCGAUUAG